This is a messenger RNA of Rosa rugosa (rugosa rose), 1780 nucleotides long. Its product is annotated as golgin IMH1-like. The transcript has 15 exons. Bases 96 to 1433 code for a protein of 445 amino acids. The record is from RefSeq and is a predicted model, not a curated record. Lineage: Eukaryota; Viridiplantae; Streptophyta; Magnoliopsida; Rosales; Rosaceae.
UUAAAACACAUUUUGUUGGGAGAACUGAAACGAAAGCCCGUAUUGAAAAACCCAGACUCUCUCUCUGAGUUUUUGUGGAUGCGAUUUUCGAAUCUAUGGCGUCCUCAAAGCUCUUGAUUCUCUCGGUCUUUCUGGCCCUAGUUUUCUCGCAAAUUAGGGCUGAGGCUUCAGUCAAAGAAGAUGAGCCACUGGAAGUAGUCCGAUCGGACGGCCCUGAUUCGUCCGCGCUGAAGAUCGAGUUGGAUCAACUCAGGUCGAAGAUCCACUCGCUCGAAUUUGAAGUGGAGGAGAAAGUUAAGCAACUUCACAGUAAGGAUGAGAUAGUAGAACAGAAGAAUAAAAUCAUUCAAGUGAACUCGGAUGUCAUCAUGGCUCUGCAGAAAGAAGUUGAUUCUCUCCAGAAAAAAGGGUCGCUGGAUGUUGAGAAGCAGGUUGGCGAGGCUCAUGCACGAGCUGGUGAAUUAGAGAAGCAGGUUGACAAACUUAAAAAGGAAUUGGAAGCACAACAUAAGGAGAAAGAGGCCUUGGAAGCCCGUGCCAAUCAAGCUGAGAAGAAGAUUGACGUUUUGAUCUUGAAAAUAGAUAAGAUCGAGAAGACUAAUGAUGAACAAAAGACCAAAAUUCGAAAUACUGAGCGUGCUCUUAAAGUUGCUGAGGAAGAAAUGUUGAGGGCAAAGUUUGAGGCUACUUCUAAAGCAAAAGCGUUAACAGAGGUUCAUGGUGCAUGGCUUCCACAUUGGCUUGCUGUUCAUUUCGGCUAUUGUCAGUCCUUUGUAGAGAAAUACUGGAAUGAGCAUGGAAAACCUGCUGCAGAGGUGGUGAUUCAGAAGGCCCUGGAGAAAAAAGUUCAAGCUGGAAAGUGGGCUGAACCCCAUGUGGAAGCAGUUAAAACUAAAUGGAUCCCGGCAGUCAAGGAACAGUGGUCAUUGGCGAAAGAUUCUGUUGAACCUCAUGUGCAAUCACUAAGAACAAAGUCUAUUGAAGCUUAUAAGACAUCAAAGAGUACAUUAGCUCCCCAUGUUAUAAAAGCACAAGAGUUUGUUGAUCCUUACUUUCAGGAGGCAAAAAAGUUCAGCAAGCCAUAUGUUGAUCAGGUAGCCACUGUUGCAAAACCUCAUGUUGAAAAAGUUAGAGUGGUGUUGAAGCCCUAUACAAAGCAGGUUGUUCAGGCCUACGAGAAGUUUCUCAAAUCCGCUUCAACAUAUCAUCAUCAGGUUCAAACUACCGUACGAGAUACACUGAAAAAGCAUGAACUGACAAGACCUCUUGCUACGAAAGAGUUGGAGUGGUUUGCGGCCUCUGCUUUGUUGGCACUUCCCAUCUUAAUUCUGUUCAGAGUUCUAUCCUCAAUUUUCUGUACAAAGUCAACGAAACCUGUACGGAGUACCCACCAUUCACGUCGCAAGGCCAAAAGGGGUCAUCCAGACAAGUAGAUUGCUGCUAGUUUGUUCACACGACUCGUUUCUGGGAAUUGUUACGGCUGGUUUGUGCUAUGGCAGGGGUAUAUGUGAAGCUAUAUUUUGUUGUCGAUCAGAUGCAGCCCUUGUGUUGUUUAAAUCUUUUGCUUACAUGUUAGAAUCUGGCAUACCAACAAAGUAGACACUCAGAUACGUCUAGGAGGAGGACAUCUAGGAGGAGGGAGUUAAUGUAGUGUGGGUGUUCCUUGUUUAUGUUGUUAUGAGGUGUAUUUUAUUUUUUAUUCUUACAAGUUCUCAGGCCAAAAGACUGUCGUGUUUCACACGUUUCGUUGUUAAUUAUAACAUUGGUUGUUUUAGUUUUA